GGGCUGGUGCCCCAGGGGACACGGAAAGGUUAUCCGCACUGGCUGAGCAAACAGAGAGCUGACUAUAAAACACCCAGUGGCGCGGGGACGUGCGUUCUGCCGUGGGGUGCAGCGUGGACAUGGGACCUCAGGCAGCCCGGCUCCUGGCCGUUCUCCUGGUCCUGGGGCUGUGGGCCCCGGCAGGGGCCCAGAAACCUUCCCCCUGCCGGUGCUCGCGGAUCAGCCCCCAGAAGAGAGAGAACUGCGGAUUCCCGGGCAUCACCAGCGACCAGUGCUUCGCCUCUGGGUGCUGCUUUGACUCCAAUGUCGCCGGGGUCCCCUGGUGUUUCCGCCCCCUCCCGAAGCAAGUGUCUGAGGAGUGCGUCAUGGAAGUCUCAGCCCGCAAGAACUGCGGGUACCCGGGCAUCAGCCCGGAGGAGUGCGCCUCCCGCAAGUGCUGCUUCUCUGACAACAUUUUCCAAGUGCCCUGGUGCUUCUUUCCCAUCUCCGUGGAGGACUGUCACUAUUAGGAGGAGUCCCUUCGGAGAACCCAGCAGGCUCCUGGAGAUUUGGAAAUGAGGAAAGUCACCAUCUGUUCUCAGGUUUCCCGAGUCCUGACUCAGCUUUCCAGCCUUUCCACCGCUUCCAAGUGCAGCUUCUUCAAAUAAAGAAAAUCCUUAAAAUCUGCUAA
Messenger RNA from Suricata suricatta (meerkat), 670 nucleotides. It is a transcript of the gene TFF2, whose product is annotated as trefoil factor 2. The coding region runs from base 120 to 509 and encodes 129 amino acids. Lineage: Eukaryota; Metazoa; Chordata; Mammalia; Carnivora; Herpestidae. The record is from RefSeq and is a predicted model, not a curated record. Gene Ontology annotation, biological process: negative regulation of gastric acid secretion; maintenance of gastrointestinal epithelium; chemokine-mediated signaling pathway. Gene Ontology annotation, molecular function: CXCR4 chemokine receptor binding. The transcript is spliced from 4 exons.